Molecule: messenger RNA, 645 nt
Organism: Diaporthe citri
Lineage: Eukaryota; Fungi; Ascomycota; Sordariomycetes; Diaporthales; Diaporthaceae
Exons: 2
Coding region: 1-645 (214 amino acids)
Molecular function (GO): GTPase activity; GTP binding
Source: RefSeq, a predicted model, not a curated record
AUGGCCAGAUUGGCCCGAUGGGCACAGAAGCUGUUCGGCCGGAUCAAGAGCCCACCUACAGUAGCGACAGCGCCCCAGGCAGCAACUUCAACCUACAACGCCAGUAAAGAGAGGUCCGAACAGACCAUAAUCCGGCCAGCAGGCCCACCACCUCGAGCUGUCCACGAGAGACAUUGGCAGAAAGAAGAGCGUAGACGGGCGAAGAGCGAUGGUGGUGGCUCCAUCCUCGUCCUGCUUUACGACGACAUGGACGGCGGGGAAUUGCUUGAACAGGCCAGGUUCUAUAUGGAGGAAGAAGUACCGACGUACCUCUGUGGCGAAUACGUAUACAACCUAGACAUCAUCACAUCCGCAAGUGACCCGAUCCUAGAUUAUGGCCAGGGUUUCGGUCAUUCUUUCUUCAGCGUCAUCCUGGCGUAUGACAUCCACUCACAGGACUCGUUCGAUGAGGUCGCACGCCUGUACGACACUAUCUGCCGCCACCAGAAGAGCGGCCAAUCUGGGUUUGACAUCUUGGUCCUUGGGCUCAAGGCAGACUUGGAUAGUGCAGACGGACGUGUUCCACGAGACAUAGGCGAGAGGUUCGCUUGGGAGCGCGAAUGCUCCUUUGCGGAAUGCUCGGCCAAGUCUGGGGAUGGGGUCUAA